Molecule: messenger RNA, 234 nt
Organism: Sphaeroforma arctica JP610
Lineage: Eukaryota; Ichthyosporea; Ichthyophonida
Exons: 1
Source: RefSeq, a predicted model, not a curated record
GGCGGCGUGCUAGUCGACGCAGAGGGACGCAUCUCGUACUUCUGGUACUCGUACUCGUUUCAACGCAAUGGCGAGAGCUUUGGCUCAGACAAAGGCAUGUCCACGCGACACGUCCAGACAGCGCUACAGAUGAUCAGAUCGGGCGCUGAUCUGUGGUACAAAACCAUUGACUGUGAACUGUGCUACAUGCAACUGGCCGAGGCCAAGGCACAGGGACUGCCAGGUGUGUGUUAG